AUGAUGUGCUCGUGGAUAUGCGUUGCACUGAUUGGAGGAUUUACUCCGGUUGAAGCGAUAUUCAAAUUCCCAAUAUUCUGGCCCACUGCUCCUCCAUUCCCUACCAGACCACCUUUAACUCUUACCCCAAGAAUUCGAACUCGAGAACCGAUAACACAAGGUCCAUACUAUACGGAUGACAUUGACCUUCGAUCAUCGACUCCAGGAAUAAUUGACGGAACGGAUGUUUCGUCUACUGUUUCACCCGAUUUGACUUCAACUUUCCCUGGAAGAGGUUACCCACCGAUCGAGACCUCAGGAUCAGGAUUACCUGAAGGCAGUGGUGAAGAGUCAGGAGACAUUUUGGGAAUUCUGGGAAUACGCGAGUCAUCCGGCGAAGCGUCAGGAAUUCCAGAAGCAUUUGGAGAAUUUUCGGGAACUCCAGAGACAUCUGGAGAAUCUUCUGGUAUCCCAGAGAUAUCCGGCGAAUCAUCAGGAGCUCCAGACCUUCUGGAA
Molecule: messenger RNA, 495 nt
Organism: Cylicostephanus goldi
Lineage: Eukaryota; Metazoa; Nematoda; Chromadorea; Rhabditida; Strongylidae
Source: the annotation of a GenBank genome assembly